Macrosteles quadrilineatus (aster leafhopper) is the source of this 6115-nucleotide messenger RNA. RefSeq lists its product as uncharacterized. Lineage: Eukaryota; Metazoa; Arthropoda; Insecta; Hemiptera; Cicadellidae. Bases 403 to 3612 code for a protein of 1069 amino acids. The transcript has 12 exons. The record is from RefSeq and is a predicted model, not a curated record.
AGAAUUAAUUUAUCUGAGUGGUUGAUUGUUUUAAUUAAUAGUUACUACAAAUAUCUUGCAAGUAAUUAGUGAACAGUUAAGUAUGAUAACUCCAAGAAUUAAAGUUUGGAAUGAGCAAAUCUUACAAAAAUGUUGUUUUAAAGUUAGCCUAAGAAUAUUGUUACGCUAGGCCUAUUCAUAAACUUCCAAUACCAAGGUAUGAACAUAACUCCAAAUAGUUUUCUUGUGUUUUUAUGUUUUUCUAGACAAACAUGUUGGCAUAAGUCUUUGUUUAUAAGAAGCAACAUACUACCUAUUUCUAACAAAGCUUAUGUAUAAUGCUCCUUUUCACUUGAGCUUGAGUAAUUACAGCACAAUGUUUUAUUGCAUGACUAGCUACAAGCUUAUUACCACUUUUAAAUAAUGGGUUCCCGUGUGUACGAUAUAAAGAAGAAGUUUGAAGGUUUGACAGAUGCAUCUAAAGAACAAAAAAUUGCUACCUCUGUGGUAAGGUCUAAUCAAGAAAAUGAUUCAAACUGGAUAGCAAAACAAACUUUUGAAAACACAAACAACAGGUCGUCGACAAGAGGGCUGAUAAAACGAUCGCAUGCCUUCCGGUCUGAUAAAAUUAACCGCAAUUUAAACUGCAAUGAUAGUUUGGAUUGUCCUGACAAAUGUUUGUCUCAACUUGGGCCAUCAACAAACUAUGGGAGGAGUACUAGCAAUACCUUUAUUUCCAUUAAAGCUGAUGAGUCCUCAAAAAUAGACUUUAAUUCCAGCAAACCAACAGCAAAAUUUACACCAAAGGCUUUCAAGCUUGAUGUUGAUUCUACAGAUCCUUCAAUGAAACAGGGUUCUCCCCAAACCAAAACCAAUUGUUCUGCACACAAUAUUGUUAACAUUAAUUCCCACACUAAGGAUGAUAUAUUGAAUGAAAGGAACGAUUCAAAAUCAAUUAUUAAAAACACUCAGCCAGGUAAAAAACAUAUCACAGAUGUUUCAAAUAUCACUGUCAGCAACCUUGACGAGUCUGGCAAAGUUGAUGAUAAAUUAUCAAGCACCCUUAAAAAGGUGUUAAAAACACCCUUACCUCCAGGACCACCUCCCAAAAAGCCUCCUCGCACGUUUGCUCAUUUUACAGAAAGAUCUUGUGACAUAAAUAGUGGAACCUCUUCAAUUAGGCUAUCUACAGAUGACAUUAAUUUAGAUCUUGGUAAAAUUGAUUCAUCAUGCACAUUAAAACCUAUACGAUCUAAAACUGAGUCUCAAAUUAUGCUAAAAAAACUUGAAAUGGCUUUACACAAUCAUAAAACACAGGGAAAAAUUCUUGAACCGAAAUCUGAGAAAAAACAACUUUCACUAAGUAAAGAAUCAAUGAACAGUAAUAGUAAAACGUCUCUCAAUUUAAAAACUACAGCUCACUCUCAUUCUCCGGCUGUACGUAAAACAUCAUUGCCAGACUCUCCGCAUGAUAAAACUAGCUCAAAUGAUGGAUGUUUUGGAGUUCUAUCUUGUUCUAAUUCCAUGGACUUCUUGAAAACAUCACAUAUUUAUGACACUCCACUAGAACGGAAAUCAAAAUUUUAUUUGGAAGAUUUAGCUCGAAACAAGGUUGCCCCAGCUCUAACUUCAAUUGAAAAUGGUUUUCAGAAUAGCUCGUCCCUAUAUGGACAAAUCAAAUUGAGUGAUACUGCGGAACCAGUCUAUGCAAAACCUUUGUUGAAAAAUCGUGUAAGGAAUUUAAAAUGUGAUAAGGGACCUUCAGUUUUACAAAUUGUAAAGAGCCUGAAUUCUAAUGAAAAGCUUGAUUUAAAAAAAGUUAGAGGCACAAAUUUUGAUUCUAAGAAGACUCAACCUCUUCAUUACAUGUCUUCUCCGGUCUGGGAGAAAGUGCCUUUGCUGCAAAGUCCAACCCAAACUCCGUCUCCUGAAAAAAGUCUUGUCGCUCAAAAGAGAUUGUUUGAAAAAAGUGGAGCAAAAAGUUUUCCUUCUAGAAGUCUGAGUUUGGACAUUGACAAUACACACACUAGGAACUCGUCUGCUAGAAGUUACAGCCUAGACUUUUCUCAUGGAGACCUCAACAUUGAAAACCAGAAGAUUCAAAAAAUGGUAAACGAGGUUUACAGCAAAUGCCUCGCAAUGCCUCAAGACAGUGAUUCGGAAUCUGUCGCCUCCACACCAGACGACUCUUGUCCUCCCAAAAUAUCUUCACCAGAAGAAGCUCAAAAGCACCGUCAACAGAGGACUGCUGAGCGCAAGACUUAUCUGAAACGAGUGUGCAGCCGAGCACGCUCAUUCCACCGCCCGUCCAUAGUACCAGAAUCUCACCUGUUUGAGUAUUUACUUCUCGUAGGCCUCAACCUCAACUCUUCUCGCUGUAAAGUGCCUUAUAUAAAAGCCAGAUAUCCAGCAGAUGUGGAGGUGCCAGGAGGGAUAGAAUAUCUGUGUUUCCCUGAUGCCGAGGACUGGCCGCCCCAGGCUGGUGUAGAAGACGAUUCUAGCCGCUGUUACUGUGUGGUCAUCACUCACUCUAGUGGCACACGCAAAUACGGCUACUGUCGCAGAGUACAGCCUGAGGGAGCCCCCAUCUGUCUGCCUCUAGCAUAUUGUAUUGUCAGCCCUUACAAGGCAAACUACUACUUCUCUCAGGUCCUAAAAGAGUUGGAGUCGCGGCACGGACAGCCUGAGCAAGAGUUGUCCUCAUUCAUACACGAGCUGUACGAGUGUCCGUUCCCAGCGCCUGGGCAGGGGCUGCGUGUCACACAACCUAUUACUAGAGACAAAGUUGAGAUCCUACCGAGGAAGCUGGACCCUAGGCAAGAGGAAACAGACAUCGCAAGAUUGCUGAACCUAGUUCGCCACUCUGUCUUCAUACAGCUCUUCUCCACUCUGCUUCUAGAGCGUAAAGUGAUCCUGCUAAGCUACUCAAUCAGCAAGCUGUCCACGUGUUUCGAAGGUCUUUGCGCUGCUCUGUAUCCGUUCCAUUGGCAGCACACAUUGGUUCCUAUAGUACCAGGCAACAUGCUAGAUGUGUGCCAGGCACCUACACCGUACGUGGUCGGGUUACUCAAGCAAAGAGAUGUUAAUGCACCACAUCCUGUUGUGUUUUCUAUGAUUGAUCAGGUGUUGGUGGUUGACGUAGACGAGAGUAAGGUACUGCAGAGUUGUGGAGAUGAGAGUACAGUGUUGCCACCCAAGCUGAGCCGUGGACUGCGGGAAGCGCUGUUGUGUGCCGUACCUGACAAGAACUCUCCGCUGUCACCUGCGCACAACCUGGUCGCGUCUGAAGCACUCAUUGCGCUGUUUGUACAACUCAUCGGCCACUACAGGGAUCACAUCAUUACCUCGUCUGGCACCGGCCACCGCGAGUUUCAGAGGGAGGCAUUUGUCAAGAGUGUGUCGUCAAGCACUGUCCAGAGCUUCCUUGAUUGGUUCACUGAAACGACCAUGUUCACGGCUUUCAUAGAAUCUCGAUUAGAUCGCUCCGUUGAACCCUAUGGUUUGUUUGAACAGAGAUGUGUAGAACAUCUGACACAACAGCAAGCUAUGUCUUCCAAAGGCUACAGAGCAAACAUUAACAAGACCGUAAAGAGCUUUGGCGAUCGGUUCAAAGAAUGGACCAACUCUUCGUAGUCUUCAAGCGUCUGACAGCUGGAAACCUAGUCAUCUAGUCACUUUUGUAAAAACACAUUCCAACAAGUCCACCUGCUUGAGAAGUUUGUAGAGGAACGUUAGAUCUUUGAUAAUAUGAUAUUUUAUCGUAAUUUUAAUUAUAUUCUUUUCCAAUAGAAAUAAGGGUAACUAAGGGAUCAUUUUUGUAUUGUUACAACAAUACAUUAUAGUUAUCAGUGCCAUUUUUAAAGAUUUGCAAAGAAUUUUCAAUACAACACAAGGAAUUGAAAUACUUAAACCAUAACUAUAGUUUCCUAUUUUAUUAUAGGCUACAAACUAACCGAUACUCAAGAUUGUCAAUAGCCUAACCAUUAUUCCUAAUUUUAUUCUUAUCUAAAUCAACAUUGCUUUUCAUGAUCUCAAACCUCCAUAUUCCAAAAAUAAGCAUUUAUUUUUAGAAAAAGUGUAUAUUCAUUGUUAUUUUAGGGUAAACAUAAGGUGGCCUAUAAGGUUUUUAAUUUGUUUUCUUCUAGGCUUACAUUUGUUUUGUAAAUUUUUGUCUGUCCCCUUGAUCAUAAAAAUGUGUGCAUUUAAAUUUAUUUUGUAAGUUGUAGCAAACUUCCAUGACCAAGAAGUCACUUAGGGUUCACUUAAGUAAGCGUUUGUAAUUCAAUUGUAUUUGUACAUUAUGCUCCUAAUCGUCCCAAGUUGAUGGACAUUUGCUUGCCAAGGUUCCAAGUUGUAGUGUAUACUUAUUAAAAUUUAAAAAAUUAGCCUAUAAAAAACUAUUUAAAAUUCAUAAACGUAAUUAUACUCUUACUUUCAACGUUCUCUUAAGACGUUCAGUGCUAAUAAUUAUAUUGAUUGUGACUCUAAAAUGUGAAAAAAUAAUAAUGUGAUAAUGAUGUCAGGGUAUCUAAAAUGAUUAAUCUAGAUGUCUCGGUGUCGAUUUUGGUUGAAAUUGGUGAAGUCACUUCAGUGGCGGGAAUUGCCGUCCUUAGGUACUGAUGCUGGGCCUUGUCCAACCUCCUAACUAUUUUUCAGCCCCACACGCUCUCAGUCACACAGGAAAUAUUUUUUUUAUAUUCAAUAGUUCUUAUUUACAUCAAUAUUUGUAUAAGAAAUAUAUUUACCCGAUGUUAAAGGCCAUCCCUUAAUCCGACCUCAAAACAAAUAAACUGACCAACUCAAAAGUGACAACCUUAACAAGUUACAUGGUUUUACAACGCAUCCAUUCUACUAACUCGCACAGGAACACUUCAAUGAUUAUACUUAAUUCUUUAGCAUAUAUUUGUGUGAGAAAGGAACUAUGGUUAGUGUUUAAUGUUGGUUAAAUUAAAUUGAUAUAUUCACAUGGUAGUUUGCUUAGUUCAGUUAUUUUUUCCAUAAGUUUUGCUUCUCUGAUAUGGAUUGUUUAGUGAAAACAUUAUUAAACUGAAUUAGUUUUAGUAGCUGUGAUAGCUUUCACCUUAACUAAAAUAGCACAAAUGAACACACAACAAAUAAAAAAUGAAACUACCCCAAUGUUUUACUUUUGGAAAUAUCAAUAAAUUUAUAUUUUAGCCGCUUAAAAAAAUAACCAAUCUACUGCACACACAAGAGUGUUUUAUAGUAAUUUUUUUUUGUUUAUUUCAACUAUUCCCUAAAAAGAAAGAACAACAUUUAUUUUUCCAUUGAGGAAGUGGUAUUUUUAUUUAUUAUUCUAGUAACCAAAAGUAUACGGAUACUAAUGGGUAACAAUAUGUACAUUCUAAUCUAGUGUAGGUUGUUGGAUGAAUUUUGUUUGUAUAUAUUGUAAGUUACAUGUCAAAUAUUGUAAAAAGAAAGGGUAGCUUUAGAAUUAUCUUGCUUUUUAUUUUCUCACUGAAACUAUGAAUGGUCAAUCCCCCAAUUUAGAGGCUGAUAGUAGCUUUGUAAAUUGUUUAAUUCUUAAAUGAUGAAUGGUAAGAGGUUUACUAAACUUUCAUGGAAAAAUCUGUCACAGUUCUUUUUUACAUGCAAUUUAAUUACUAAUACACGCAUGCUAUAUAGCCUUGACCAGUUCAGGGAAACAUUUUUGAUCUAUACAUACAAUUACUCAAUUCAUUUAGCUAUUUAUCGAGGCAUUAAGAGCAUAAAGUUUCUGUACAAAUUCCAUCUUUGGCAAAACAAUUUUUUUUUUACAACUAUGGAUCGAGAAUCAGCACUCUUUCAAUACUACUUACUUUUACUGUUUACUCUUGAAAUAAAAGUAUUAUUCCAUAACUCAAAGUUAGUAAGUGUGUAUACAUGUAAACAUAAAAUUAAAUGCCAGAUUUUCAGUUAUAAAUACCACUGAAAUUGGAUUAUCAAUAUUUGUAUAACACCAACAGUGUAGUGCCAAAGUAGCCUUACUAUUACUACUACUUGUAGUUAAGUCCUCUUUGUGUUGUUUGUUAUAGAGUAAGUUAAAUAUGUUUUUUGUUCUUGUAUUUGUUAUCUCUUGGAUAUUUUAUAGCGUUAUUGUAAUUGUAGUUUUCUCUGUUAGUAAAGUACUUGUUAACUA